AUGGAGCUAGAGUCGCAGCUACGCACGUCGCUCGUGUCCCAGAACCUCCCCACCCCAUCCGCCGAAUUCCUCAACAGCAUCACAGCCACCAGAAGCCCUCCACCGCCGCUAACCUCGCUCGUGGCCACCGCCAAAAGCCGCAUCCUCGCCUGCGACCUCUCCUCCAGCAUCCCAGCCCUCAUCGACGCGUCUGUGCCCUGUCUCCCCGCCACAGCAGGCGACGCGCGCGUCGACGAAGCCAGGCUCGCCAAGCCCGUCCAUGUGCAGAUUCUGGACGUGGAGAAUCUCGCACAGAGCAAGUGGGAGCAGAUUGAGGAGCUGGAGGCCAUUGAGCGCGGCGAGAUGACGCGCGGGAGACAUGUGAUUCGGGUGACGGCCGACGAGGACGACGCCAACAACACGUCGAUGCAGCAGCAAGCUCCCGCUGCGUGGAAUGCGACGCAUAGGCUCGUGGUGCAGGAUUCGGAUAGCAGUGGGCAAGACGUGUAUUGGAGAGAAGUUGCUGUUGAGGGCGGGUAUGGUGAUUGCUCGGGGGAGUCUACUGUUGGAGCCGGAUAA
Molecule: messenger RNA, 558 nt
Organism: [Torrubiella] hemipterigena
Lineage: Eukaryota; Fungi; Ascomycota; Sordariomycetes; Hypocreales; Clavicipitaceae
Source: the annotation of a GenBank genome assembly